GCUCGUUCCCGGCUCGGCCGCCAGCCCCAGCCUCCCGAGUCCGGCGCCGGGACUGGCGGAGGCCGCGAGCGAGGGAGGCACGCGCCCGCUCUCCGCGCCCAGACCGCCGCCGCCGCCGCCGCAGCCAUGGCCGAGCGCCGCGCCUUCGCCCAGAAGAUCAGCAGAACUGUGGCUGCUGAAGUUAGGAAGCAGAUCUCUGGGCAGUACAGUGGUUCCCCUCAACUGCUUAAAAACCUCAACAUUGUUGGCAAUAUAUCCCAUCAUACCACAGUGCCCCUUACAGAAGCAGUGGAUGCAGUGGAUUUGGAAGAGUACCUUGCUACUCAUCCUUUAGGUGUGGAUUCUGGGCCUUUAAGGGAGUUGGUUGAAUUCCCUCCAGAUGAUAUUGAAGUUGUUCAUAGUCCUAGGGACUGCAGAACCCUUGUUUCAGCUGUACCUGAAGAAAGUGAAAUGGAUCCACAUGUUAGAGAUUGUAUAAGAAGUUAUACAGAAGACUGGGCAAUUGUGAUCAGAAAAUAUCAUAAACUGGGAACAGGAUUUAAUCCCAAUACAUUAGAUAAACAGAAAGAAAGGCAAAAAGGUUUGCCAAAACAGGUGUUUGAAUCUGAUGAAGCUCCAGAUGGCAGCAAUUACCAGGAUGAGCAAGAUGAUCUUAAAAGACGUUCAAUGUCAAUAGAUGAUACUCCAAGGGGUAGCUGGGCCUGCAGUAUUUUUGACUUGAAAAAUUCACUUCCUGAUGCUCUGCUUCCCAAUUUACUUGAUCGAACUCCAAAUGAAGAAAUAGACCGUCAGAAUGAUGACCAAAGGAAAUCAAACCGUCACAAGGAACUCUUUGCUUUGCAUCCAUCACCAGAUGAGGAAGAACCAAUAGAACGACUUAGUAUUCCUGAUGUCCCCAAAGAACAUUUUGGUCAAAGACUUCUUGUAAAAUGUUUAUCACUCAAGUUUGAGAUUGAAAUUGAACCUAUUUUUGCAAGUUUGGCUUUAUAUGAUGUAAAGGAAAAGAAAAAGAUUUCAGAAAACUUUUAUUUUGACCUUAAUUCUGAGCAGAUGAAAGGAUUGCUACGUCCACAUGUACCACCUGCUGCCAUUACCACCCUGGCAAGAUCAGCUAUUUUUUCUAUCACUUAUCCUUCCCAAGAUGUCUUUCUUGUAAUAAAGUUAGAAAAAGUCCUACAGCAAGGAGACAUUGGAGAGUGUGCAGAACCAUAUAUGAUUUUCAAAGAAGCAGAUGCCACCAAGAAUAAGGAAAAAUUGGAGAAGCUGAAAAGUCAAGCUGAUCAGUUUUGCCAAAGACUUGGAAAAUAUCGCAUGCCUUUCGCUUGGACUGCGAUCCAUUUAAUGAAUAUUGUUAGCAGUGCUGGGAGUUUGGAAAGAGAUUCUACAGAGGUAGAAAUUAGUACGGGAGAACGAAAAGGGUCUUGGUCAGAGAGGAGGAAUUCCAGUAUUGUUGGCAGACGAUCACUUGAAAGGACAACAAGUGGAGAUGAUGCUUGUAACCUGACCAGCUUUCGACCUGCUACACUCACAGUGACAAAUUUUUUUAAGCAGGAAGGAGACCGCUUAAGUGAUGAAGAUCUGUACAAAUUCCUUGCCGAUAUGAGAAGGCCAUCUUCUGUUUUACGGAGACUAAGACCUAUUACAGCUCAGCUGAAGAUAGACAUUUCUCCGGCACCUGAAAAUCCUCAUUAUUGCCUAACCCCAGAGCUGCUUCAGGUGAAGCUUUACCCUGACAGUAGAGUUAGACCUACCAGAGAAAUUUUGGAGUUUCCUGCUAGGGAUGUCUAUGUUCCAAACACUACUUACAGUCUGGAGAAGGUCUUUGAUGCUGUUAUCUUGCUGUUCUACAAAAGUCUGGACAUAGGUUAUAGAAAUCUUCUCUAUGUAUACCCUCAGAGCCUCAAUUUUGCCAAUCGUCAAGGUUCUGCCAGAAAUAUAACAGUGAAAGUCCAAUUUAUGUAUGGGGAGGAUCCAAGCAAUGCCAUGCCGGUAAUCUUUGGUAAAUCUAGCUGUUCAGAAUUUUCAAAGGAAGCCUAUACAGCCGUAGUAUAUCAUAACAGGUCUCCUGAUUUUCAUGAAGAAAUCAAGGUUAAACUCCCUGCUACUUUAACUGACCAUCAUCACUUGCUUUUUACUUUUUAUCAUGUUAGUUGUCAACAAAAACAAAAUACACCUCUUGAAACUCCUGUUGGAUAUACAUGGAUACCAAUGCUUCAGAAUGGACGAUUAAAGACUGGGCAGUUUUGCCUACCGGUCUCACUGGAAAAACCACCACAGGCUUAUUCUGUACUGUCUCCUGAGGUUCCUCUCCCUGGCAUGAAAUGGGUAGAUAACCACAAAGGUGUUUUUAAUGUUGAAGUUGUUGCUGUUUCAUCUAUCCAUACACAAGAUCCUUAUCUUGACAAGUUUUUUGCUCUGGUCAAUGCUCUGGAUGAACACAUGUUCCCUGUUCGAAUUGGAGAUAUGCGAAUCAUGGAAAAUAACUUAGAAAAUGAAUUGAAGAGCAGUAUUUCAGCAUUGAAUUCAUCUCAGUUGGAACCAGUGGUCCGAUUUCUUCAUCUUCUGCUUGAUAAACUGAUACUUUUAGUUGUUAGACCUCCAGUCAUUGCUGGCCAAAUAGUUAAUCUAGGUCAAGCAUCUUUUGAAGCGAUGUCAUCAAUUAUAAAUCGGCUUCACAAAAAUCUGGAAGGAAAUCAUGACCAGCAUGGCAGGAACAAUCUUCUUGCAUCAUAUAUCUAUUAUGUUUUUCGCUUACCAAAUACUUCCCCUAAUUCACCAUCACCAGGUCCUGGGGGUUUAGGAGGAUCAGUGCAUUAUGCCACAAUGGCUAGAUCUGCUGUGAGACCUGCAAGCCUGAAUUUAAAUCGUUCUCGGAGCCUUAGUAAUAGUAACCCAGAUAUACCUGGGACUCCCACGUCACCAGAUGAUGAAGUACGGUCAAUCAUCGGCAGUAAGGGUUUAGAUCGCUCCAAUUCCUGGGUUAACACUGGUGGUCCAAAAGCUGCCCCAUGGGGAUCCAACCCCAGUCCAAGUGCAGAAUCAACACAGGCUAUGGAUCGAAGUUGUAAUCGUAUGUCUUCGCACACAGAGACGUCAAGUUUCUUACAAACAUUAACGGGACGCUUACCAACUAAAAAGCUUUUUCAUGAGGAGCUGGCUUUGCAGUGGGUUGUUUGCAGUGGCAGCGUUCGGGAAUCAGCUUUGCAACAGGCCUGGUUCUUUUUUGAGUUAAUGGUGAAAAGCAUGGUGCACCAUUUAUACUUUAAUGAUAAACUAAAUGCAGCAAGGAAAUCUCGUUUUCCAGAGCGUUUCAUGGAUGACAUUGCUGCUCUUGUCAGUACAAUUGCUAGUGAUAUAGUUUCACGAUUUCAGAAGGACGCAGAAAUGGUUGAAAGACUCAACACAAGUCUUGCGUUCUUUCUCAAUGAUCUGUUGUCUGUUAUGGACAGAGGAUUUGUCUUUAGCCUUAUAAAGAACUUCUAUAAACAGGUGUCUUCAAAGCUUUACUCAUUACCAAUUCCAAGUGUCCUGGUGUCCUUGAGGUUGGAUUUUCUGCGAAUCAUCUGCAGUCAUGAGCACUAUGUUACAUUAAACUUACCCUGUAGCCUGCUUACUCCACCUGCAUCACCAUCACCUUCUGUUUCUUCUGCAACAUCUCAGAGUUCUGGAUUUUCCACCAAUGUACAGGACCAGAAGAUUGCAAAUAUGUUUGAAUUGUCUGUGCCUUUCCGCCAACAGCAUUAUUUGGCAGGACUUGUAUUAACAGAGCUGGCUGUCAUUUUAGAUCCCGAGGCUGAAGGACUGUUUGGAUUGCAUAAGAAAGUCAUCAAUAUGGUACACAAUUUACUAUCCAGUCAUGACUCAGAUCCACGGUACUCUGACCCCCAGAUAAAGGCUCGGGUGGCCAUGUUAUAUCUACCUCUGAUCGGCAUUAUCAUGGAAACUGUUCCUCAGCUGUAUGAUUUUACAGAAUCUCACAAUCAACGAGGACGACCAGUUUGUAUAGCCACUGAUGAUUAUGAAAGUGAGAGUGGAAGCAUGAUAAGCCAGACAGUUGCCAUGGCAAUUGCAGGAACAUCAGUUCCUCAACUAACAAGGCCUGGCAGUUUUAUUCUCACAUCAACGAGUGGCAGGCAACACACUACCUUUUCACCAGAAUCAAGUCGGAGCCUUUUGAUCUGCCUCCUUUGGGUUCUCAAGAAUGCAGAUGAGACAGUCCUACAAAAGUGGUUUACAGAUCUCUCAGUCCUGCAGCUCAACCGGCUGUUAGAUCUGCUUUACCUCUGUGUAUCUUGCUUUGAAUACAAAGGAAAGAAAGUGUUUGAAAGAAUGAAUAGCUUGACCUUUAAGAAAUCAAAAGACAUGAGAGCUAAACUUGAAGAAGCUAUUCUUGGAAGCAUAGGUGCUAGGCAAGAAAUGGUGCGCCGAAGCCGAGGACAGCUUGGUAUGUACACAGUAUCUUCUCCUUCUGAGAGAAGCCCAUCUGGAAGUGCCUUUGGCAGUCAAGAAAAUCUGAGAUGGAGAAAGGAUAUGACUCACUGGCGGCAAAACACUGAGAAACUUGACAAGUCAAGAGCAGAGAUUGAACAUGAAGCACUGAUUGAUGGAAAUCUGGCUACUGAAGCAAACUUGAUCAUUUUGGAUACACUAGAGAUUGUUGUCCAGACAGUUUCUGUAACAGAAUCCAAAGAGAGCAUCCUUGGCGGGGUGCUGAAAGUGCUACUACAUAGUAUGGCUUGUAACCAAAGUGCAGUUUAUCUACAACACUGUUUUGCUACACAGAGGGCCCUGGUUUCAAAGUUCCCUGAACUCCUGUUUGAAGAAGAGACAGAACAGUGUGCUGAUUUAUGCCUCCGGCUUCUCCGACACUGUAGCAGUAGCAUCAGUACAAUACGGUCACAUGCUAGUGCCUCCCUUUAUCUACUGAUGAGACAAAACUUUGAAAUAGGGAAUAACUUUGCCAGGGUUAAAAUGCAGGUAACCAUGUCACUAUCUUCCUUGGUGGGUACAUCUCAGAAUUUUAAUGAAGAAUUCUUAAGACGUUCUUUGAAGACUAUCUUGACCUAUGCUGAAGAAGAUCUAGAAUUGAGAGAAACAACCUUUCCUGACCAGGUCCAAGAUUUGGUUUUCAAUCUUCAUAUGAUCCUUUCUGAUACUGUUAAAAUGAAGGAACACCAGGAGGAUCCUGAAAUGUUGAUUGAUCUAAUGUACAGAAUUGCCAAGGGCUACCAGACCUCUCCAGACCUGCGACUGACCUGGUUGCAGAACAUGGCUGGCAAGCACUCGGAGCGCAGCAAUCACGCUGAGGCUGCGCAGUGCCUGGUCCACUCAGCAGCACUGGUUGCGGAAUAUUUGAGCAUGCUGGAGGACCGCAAAUACCUCCCUGUGGGGUGUGUAACAUUUCAGAAUAUUUCAUCUAAUGUUUUAGAAGAGUCUGCAGUCUCAGAUGACGUUGUAUCUCCCGAUGAAGAAGGCAUCUGCUCUGGAAAGUACUUCACUGAGUCAGGACUUGUGGGAUUGCUGGAGCAAGCAGCUGCUUCUUUCUCUAUGGCUGGCAUGUAUGAAGCAGUUAAUGAGGUGUACAAAGUACUUAUUCCUAUUCAUGAAGCUAAUCGGGAUGCAAAGAAACUAUCCACAAUUCAUGGUAAACUUCAAGAAGCAUUCAGCAAAAUUGUUCAUCAGAGUACUGGCUGGGAGCGGAUGUUUGGCACCUAUUUUCGUGUUGGUUUUUAUGGAACCAAGUUUGGGGAUUUGGAUGAACAGGAAUUUGUUUACAAGGAGCCUGCAAUCACCAAACUUGCAGAGAUCUCUCACAGAUUGGAGGGAUUUUAUGGAGAAAGAUUUGGAGAGGAUGUGGUUGAAGUAAUCAAGGAUUCUAAUCCUGUAGACAAGUGUAAAUUAGAUCCUAACAAGGCGUAUAUUCAGAUUACCUACGUGGAGCCAUACUUUGACACGUAUGAGAUGAAGGACAGAAUCACAUAUUUUGACAAAAAUUAUAAUCUUCGCCGUUUCAUGUACUGUACACCCUUCACUUUAGAUGGCCGUGCCCAUGGGGAACUUCAUGAACAAUUCAAACGGAAGACCAUACUGACUACUUCUCAUGCUUUUCCUUAUAUUAAGACAAGGGUCAAUGUUACUCACAAAGAGGAGAUCAUCUUAACACCAAUUGAAGUUGCUAUUGAAGACAUGCAGAAAAAGACACAGGAGUUGGCAUUUGCAACACAUCAGGAUCCGGCAGAUCCCAAAAUGCUCCAGAUGGUGCUCCAGGGGUCUGUGGGCACAACUGUGAAUCAGGGGCCUUUGGAAGUUGCCCAGGUUUUCCUAUCUGAAAUACCCAAUGACCCAAAACUCUUCAGACAUCACAAUAAACUGCGACUCUGCUUCAAAGAUUUUACUAAAAGAUGUGAAGAUGCCUUAAGAAAAAAUAAGAGCUUAAUUGGGCCAGAUCAAAAGGAGUAUCAAAGAGAACUGGAGAGAAACUAUCAUCGCCUUAAAGAGGCCCUACAACCUCUGAUAAACAGAAAGAUCCCUCAGUUAUACAAGGUAGUAUUACCCGUCACCUGCCACAGAGAUUCCUUCAGUCGAAUGAGCCUGCGCAAAAUGGAUCUCUAAAAUAAACACUUGUUUUAUUAAUUUGAAAAGAGCCACAUAUUCAACAUUGAGUGUGAAAAGAAGUUAAGAUCUAUUGAAAAAUAAGACUUGGGACUUAAAUCUGAAAAUUGUAGCAUUAAUUUACUCAAUGAAGAAUGCAGUGGCCAAAUCAAAUGUAGAUUGUUGAAGUUUGAGAAUCAUGGCUAUGGCUUCUAAUAUUCUGGUAAUAUGCUGUUAUCUUUUUAAAGACAUUUUAAUGACUCAAGGGUACACUAUACAUUUACCAUUAUUUAUACCAUAGCUAAUGUUAAUUUUAUUUACUUUAAGUUUGUAUUUUUUAAUUUAUAUGAACAUUUAUAGAUUCAUUUUGGAACCAUUUUAAAUGUAGUAAUGCUUAUUUUAAAGGUACUAUUAAAUAUGUGAACGUUUACACUAA
Molecule: messenger RNA, 7027 nt
Organism: Myotis myotis
Lineage: Eukaryota; Metazoa; Chordata; Mammalia; Chiroptera; Vespertilionidae
Gene: DOCK7
Product: dedicator of cytokinesis 7
Exons: 51
Coding region: 127-6612 (2161 amino acids)
Biological process (GO): small GTPase-mediated signal transduction; axonogenesis; positive regulation of GTPase activity
Molecular function (GO): guanyl-nucleotide exchange factor activity
Source: RefSeq, a predicted model, not a curated record